CGACAUCCUGUGAAGAGCAAAGUUGUUUUAGCGGCACCGGUAUCUAUUCUGGGCGUCCUGUCGUCCGUUCUACGAGAACGUAAAAGCAUCGAUGUGAUCGUCGCUCAUCUUCUCUUGACGGCUCUCGUCAUGUCUCUCUGGCAUCUACUCGUCAGCCUGUGAAGUACGGAAGCAGCAGCUGAUAUCAUUGCAGACCUGGGUGUUACCAUUUGAAUUUUAUUACUUAAAGAGCAUUUAUUUUAUACAUUUACUUAAUAUGUCUCGUUAACGAUGUAAAGUUACGGUUUAAUUAACUUCUUACUGUUUUAAAUAUAUAAGCAUGCAGUGCAGCACCUCCUCCUCCUCUCCUCCUGAGACCCCGCAGACGGGUGGAGACCGGGCAGAACUUACCCAGCUGCCCUCUAAAGAUGUCUCAUUUGCGGACAGCACGUCUGAGCUGAGCAGCCCCAAAGCACUGACCUUUGACCUCCUCAACAUGGUGAUCUCCUUCAAGCGGAUGGCCAUCUACCUGGAGCCCAUCACAGACACGGUUGAGGUACUGCGGUACCUUCUUGGAUGGAGAAUGCCAUGGUGCUCCCUGUUGAGUUGCAUCCUGCUCAACAUCCUCUUCUUAACUCUGAGUGAAGGUGUUUGGAUCUCUCUGCUUCUGCUUGGGGUCUCGGCUCCAGCCGUGCUGGGUUACCUGGGCGAUCGCUGCAAGGGCGUCACCAGCGAGAUGGCGGCUCAGAGGAAGAAACACUAUGCGGUCCAGCGCAGAGACCUUCAGAUGGUUCACAUGAGCAAACAGGAAGCCAUGCUGGAGGUCAAGGGCAUGCUGAAACGCAUUGAUGACCUGUUGACCCAGACGUGUGUGUAUGCAGAAUCUGUGUAUAAGGUUUUGUAUUGGGAGAGCCAUGCGGUGUCCUCCAUGUUUUACGGUUCAGUGCUGACAGCGGUUUGUUUACUGUACACGGCCCCUGCGGGUUUAAGCCUGUCUGUACUCAACAGCGCCCUCUUUCUUUGGAACAAAGACUUCUGCAGAGUUCUUCUGGAGCUGAAGGAGUUUGUUUUCCCGAGUCGGGUCCAGCCAGCCGAAGAAACGGAACCGUGUGAUUCUGAUCAGGGACAACUGCUGGACCGCACGCCCACACCCACCAGUGUGGAGGAUCUGUCGCCUGGCAACAUUGAAGAGGCGGAGGAGGCGGAGCCUGAUGAUGAGUUUAAAGACGCAAUAGAGGAAACUCAGCUGGUGCUGCCGGUUUGGCCGGUAGUCAAUUUGCUACCAAAGGUCUUGUGGAGGCGGAGACUCCGUAAGGACGACGAAGACAUGUCGUCUGGUGCUCCUGAGUUUGACACCGUGUCUGAUAACGGAUUGUUGAGUAGAAACGAGCCCAUCCGCAGUAAAGUCUCCAAACUUACAGAGAAACUACGCAAGCGGGUUCCUUCCAACACCGGGAACUGUUUCCAGUGUAAUUCAGCGUUUUCUGUUUUAAAGAAAAGGAGAAACUGCAGUAACUGUGGGGUCAGUUUCUGUUCUCGCUGUUGCUCUCAUAAAGUCUUCAAGUCCACUAUGGGAGCCACAGCUCCUGAGGCUCAGAGAGAAACUGUGUUUGUGUGUACUACGUGUAAUACCUUCCUGAGCACCAAGUAGGCGACCCUCAUCCCCAAAUGACCACUGUAAACCUGUGCAAGCCCCUCAGCAUCAGGAACUAAAGGUGUGGGCUUCAAGAUGACUGCUUUUUCCUGCGUCAUGGAAUAUUUGACAUGGAGGACCAAAAUCUUGAGUUGGAUGCUGCCUUCGUUUUUCCCUUGCUGCACAAAAAAAGACUCUAAAUGCACCCCUUGACUUCUGCUUGGUGACAUUUUCCUUGGGGCAUAUUCCCUAGUCAAACCCAACACUUACACCAAAGUACAUUGUUGCUCGUAUACUUUGACAUGUGCUAAAAUAUCAGUUCUGUCAUUUCGCCACCCCUCACUAUGACAUCACUUUGCAUGACUGCCCUUGAUUGGGAAAAGGCUGCUCAGAUGAGGUGAUAUAUUUUUUCAUUAACCUUUUAACUUAACUCUGAUUUCUAUUGGUUGUAUUAUUGCUAUUAUUUGUGUAAUUAUGUCUAAGAAAAACUUUUAAUGGACCUUCUCAGUACAACCAGUUCUCCACUAAUCAGAAUAUUGCCCUUGGAUUAUUAGUGGACUGUUGGCCAAUCGGUGCACAGUGAGAUCAUAAUGAAAUAUAAUAAGGGUCAAAGGGUCAGUUUGUUUCUCUUUUGUUCACAUUUUUUUUGUCUUUUGUGUUAUGCUAUUUGUCGAUCUGACUGUAAGUCGAAGCUGAAUGUAAAAUCAGAGUUUUAGCUGUUAAAAACGUAUGUACCGUAUAUCUACCCUGUAGCCUGUUUAUUUGAUCAUGUCAACUCUUAAAUGUCCAAUCUGUUGGGUUUCAGUAGCCUACAUUGUAUAGCAACUAUGCUAUUUCGCUGGUUAAAUCUAUACUGUUACAGUAAUAAACUUUCUGACU
Molecule: messenger RNA, 2491 nt
Organism: Triplophysa rosa
Lineage: Eukaryota; Metazoa; Chordata; Actinopteri; Cypriniformes; Nemacheilidae
Gene: zfyve27
Product: zinc finger, FYVE domain containing 27
Exons: 14
Coding region: 320-1630 (436 amino acids)
Biological process (GO): neurotrophin TRK receptor signaling pathway; vesicle-mediated transport; neuron projection development
Cellular component (GO): endoplasmic reticulum tubular network; growth cone membrane
Molecular function (GO): metal ion binding
Source: RefSeq, a predicted model, not a curated record